Molecule: messenger RNA, 888 nt
Organism: Lactuca saligna
Lineage: Eukaryota; Viridiplantae; Streptophyta; Magnoliopsida; Asterales; Asteraceae
Source: the annotation of a GenBank genome assembly
AUGUCCAACAAUGUUGUUGGGCUAUCGACUAUUGACUCAACAAUGGUCUACUUUACAACACAAAGCUUAUGGAUUUUCAAAUGUCACAGAGAAAAUGAGACACCUUCUCAUUAUGGGACUGUUCUGAAUGUCCAUCAACAACAGAUGUCACAGGGUGAUGGAUAUGGGAGUAGCACCACUGAUUCUUCUCGAACUGGAAACUUUUAUGUUCCCACAACCUCAAAUACAUCAAUGAUGAAUAAUCAAAGUUCCUCUCAAAGUUCCUGCAUCAGGAAUGACAAGGGGGACACACUGACUGCAUUAUACUACCACAUUGUUAAGUCAUUGACCAACACAACUGUAAGUGCAUUAUACUACCCUGUUUUGUUGAAAAAAGCAAUACCUUUGUGCUUCCCUGCUUGUUGCCAUCCAUGGCUGUUAUGUGAAUCUUUGUUGGUUUGCAGAAAGAAAAGCACAUGGAUGACCCUUGCAGCUCGAUUUGUUGUUGUGAUCCAAACACCAUGGUCCAGUCCUUGUGAUUGCCCUCAACAUUGCAUUCUUGCAAGCAGUAGUCCCACACUUGGCUUAAAUCUAAUUGGAGAAGGAACAAAAUCCCAAUUCCGGAUUGCUAGGGCCCACUUUUGUAGCGAUCCGGUGUACUCAAUUGAACGCCUUCGCGAAGAGAAUGAUGCGGUUAUUUUAGCAGUUGGGGCAACAAAGCCACGAGACCUCCCUGUUCCAGGACGUGAGCUCUCAGGUGUGCAUUUUGCAAUGGAAUUUCUACAUGCGAAUACUAAAAGCUUAUUGGAUAGCAAUCUUGAAGAUGGAAACUAUAUGAGAGGAACCAAACAUAGCGCAUUGUACUCUCAUUUAUUUUCUAACUAUAACAAUAUACUUCCAUUUUCUUAA